This is a messenger RNA of Cercopithifilaria johnstoni, 2589 nucleotides long. The record is from the annotation of a GenBank genome assembly. Lineage: Eukaryota; Metazoa; Nematoda; Chromadorea; Rhabditida; Onchocercidae.
AUGAAUUAUCUCGAAAUUAGAAUCAGCAAACCUCGUGAAGCAGUAAAAAAGAUGAAAGUGAAAACAGAUGAAGAAAAGAAAGUGGAAAUGAAAUCAACAGCAACGGAUAAACGACAUAAGCAUGAGCAUGACGAACCUUCGGAUACGAAUCUAAAUGAUGAGAAAGAUGAGGAUGACAAAGAUGAAAUUGAUAUUACACAUAAGGAAAUCGAUCAAGAAAGUAAGAAAGACGCAAAGGAUAAGGUAUCAGAAGCUCGAACGAAAUCUACCGAUAGUGAACCUGCCAUCAAAGCAAUUGAUUCCAGUUCAAAGGAGGCUGGUACUCCACUGCGAUCGAUGGGAAUGGCUGAUGUGGGAAAAGGUGGUGAGGAUAGUUCAGGAACAGAAGGCAUGGAUUACGCAGCUAGACAAGGAGCUCGGGAAGUUGGAAGUGCAGGAGGUGAAGGAUUAAGAGGAGAGGAAGAGAAAGAUGAUUAUUCCAUGCCCAACCAAGGUUUUGGAGCUGGAACUGGAGCUGCACCCGGAGCAAAGAGAGAAACAAGUGCCUAUUUCAUACCGGAACGAGAUUUUGGAGCUGGAAGUACAGCUAGAGCUGGGACUGGAACUGGAGUCGGGGUAGGAGGAGAGAAAAGUGCCUAUUUCUUGGCAGAUCAAGGCGUUUCUGGUUUUGGGAAAGGUGGUAUUGCAGUUGGAGCUGGAACUGGUAGUACAGUUGGAACUGGAAUUGGAGUUGCAAGCAUAGCUGGAAGUGCAGUUGGAGUUGGAGCAGGUGGAGAGAAAAGUGCGUAUUUCAUGCCAGGACAGGAUUAUAGAGCUGGAAGUGCAACUAGAGUUGGAACUGGAGCUGGAGCAGGAGCAGGGGGAGAGAAAAGUGCCUAUUUUUUGCCAGGUCAAGGUGUUUCUGGUUAUGGGAGAGGUGGUGUUGAAGUUGGAGCUGCAAGUACAGCUGGAGGUGCAGUUGGAGUUAGAGCAGGUGGAGAGAAAAGUGCCUAUUUCAUGCCUGGACCAGGCGCUUCUGGUUAUGGGAAAGGUGGCGCUGGAGUUGGAGCUGGAAUUGGAGCUGCAAGUACAGCUGGAGGUGCAGUUGGAGCUGGAGCUGGAGCAGGGGGAGAGAGAAGUGCUUACUUCAUGCCUGGGCAAGGCUAUGGGAAAGGUGUUGGAGUUGGAGCUGGAACUGGAGCUGCAAGUACAGCUGGAGGUGCAGUUGGAGUUGGAGCAGGUGGAGAGAAAAGUGCGUAUUUCAUGCCUGGGCAAGACUAUGGGAAAGGUGGCACUGGAAUUGGAGCUGGAACUGGUGCUGCAAAUAAAGCUGGAAGUGCAGUUGGAGCUGGAGCUGGAGCAGGGGGAGAGAGAAGUGCUUACUUCAUGCCUGGGCAAGGCUAUGGGNGAGUUGGAGCUGGAAUUGGAGCUGCAAGUACAGCUGGAGGUGCAGUUGGAGUUGGAGCAGGUGGAGAGAAAAGUGCGUAUUUCAUGCCUGGGCAAGACUAUGGGAAAGGUGGCACUGGAAUUGGAGCUGGAACUGGUGCUGCAAGUAAAGCUGGAAGUGCAGUUGGAGCUGGAGCUGGAGCAGGGGGAGAGAGAAGUGCUUACUUCAUGCCUGGGCAAGGCUAUGGGAAAGGUGUUGGAGUUGGAGCUGGAACUGGAACUGCAAGUACAGCUGGAGGUGCAGUUGGAGCUGGAGCUGGAGCAGGGGGAGAGAGAAGUGCUUACUUCAUGCCUGGGCAAGGCUAUGGGAAAGGUGUUGGAGUUGGAGCUGGAAUUGGAGCUGCAAGUACAGCUGGAGGUGCAGUUGGAGUUGGAGCAGGUGGAGAGAAAAGUGCGUAUUUCAUGCCUGGGCAAGACUAUGGGAAAGGUGGCACUGGAAUUGGAGCUGGAACUGGUGCUGCAAGUAAAGCUGGAAGUGCAGUUGGAGCUGGAGCUGGAGCAGGGGGAGAGAGAAGUGCUUACUUCAUGCCUGGGCAAGGCUAUGGGAAAGGUGUUGGAGUUGGAGCUGGAACUGGAACUGCAAGUACAGCUGGAGGUGCAGUUGGAGCUGGAGCUGGAGCAGGGGGAGAGAGAAGUGCUUACUUCAUGCCUGGGCAAGGCUAUGGGAAAGGUGUUGGAGUUGGAGCUGGAAUUGGAGCUGCAAGUACAGCUGGAGGUGCAGUUGGAGUUGGAGCAGGUGGAGAGAAAAGUGCGUAUUUCAUGCCUGGGCAAGACUAUGGGAAAGGUGGCAUUGGAAUUGGAGCUGGAACUGGUGCUGCAAGUAAAGCUGGAAGUUCAGUUGGAGCUGGAGCAGGGGGAGAGAGAAGUGCUUAUUUCAUGCCUGGGCAAGGCUAUGGGAAAGGUGUUGGAGUUGGAGCUGGAACUGAUGCUGCAAGUAAAGCUGGAAGUGCAGUUGGAGCUGGAGCUGGAGCAGGGGGAGAGAGAAGUGUUUAUUUCAUGCCCGGGCAAGGCGUUCCUAGUUAUGGGAAAAGUGGCGUUGGAGCUGGAACUGGAGUAGGCUCUGUAGCUGGAGCAAUAAGAGGGGGACAGAAAAGUGUCUAUUUAGUGCCUGGACAAGGUACUGGAACAGGAACGUCUCAGGAAUACAAAACAAAAAAGCUAUAA